Molecule: messenger RNA, 411 nt
Organism: Pantherophis guttatus
Lineage: Eukaryota; Metazoa; Chordata; Lepidosauria; Squamata; Colubridae
Source: RefSeq, a predicted model, not a curated record
AUGCUUUUCCGUCUGGUGGCUGGUGACCACGACAAUUAUAAGAAUGAAGGAACUGAGCAGACCCUAAGUGCGGAGCAGAUCUUUGUGCAUCUGAAGUGGAAUAGCAAUAAUAUUGCUGAAGCAAAUGGACAGCUGGCAUCAACUCUGCAGCAAGCCUAUCUCCCGCUCAUGGAUCAUGCUAUCUGCUGCAAUCCAUGCUAUUGGGGCUUAACAGUUAAGGACACACACAUGGUGUGUGCUGGAUGCCUGGGGCGUUCAGGAGGGCCUUUAAACUUGGCAAAUGGCAGAUAUGUUGUCCGUGAAAUCACUAGCUUUGUUUCCAGUAGCGGACGCAACAUUUACCCAAAGCUUACUAUGUUUACUCUUGUCUCAGCUUAUAUUUCCUGGAUGAAUCAUGGAAGCUUGUCAUAG